Messenger RNA from Salvia splendens (bonfire salvia), 1619 nucleotides. Its product is annotated as probable plastid-lipid-associated protein 4, chloroplastic. NCBI's taxonomy places the organism in Eukaryota, Viridiplantae, Streptophyta, Magnoliopsida, Lamiales, Lamiaceae. The record is from RefSeq and is a predicted model, not a curated record. The transcript is spliced from 7 exons. The coding region runs from base 1 to 1218 and encodes 405 amino acids.
AUGCCGACAGCAGACAUCGAUCUCCAGACCGGCGCAAUCAACGAUGGAUCAUCAUCGGGCCAAGUCGGACACGGGUUCGCCGUCAGAAACCAGCCACCACAGCGACCAAAACAGCCACCACCACGAACCGCCGCGCAACAGCCCAAUCGCCAAGGCGGUUUCAAACCCGACAAAUCAAAAUUUUGGUGCUCUCAUUGCGGAAAACAAAGACAUACUCGAGAUACAUGUUUCCUCCUCAUUGGAUUUCCGGAAUGGUGGGAUGAAAAUCAAAAGGCUAAAGCUCGAUUAGCCAUCGGAGUCGAAGAUGGAGGCGGAUUAUUUCUGCAAGGAGCAGGGAAUAGGGAGAUGACUAACACCCGUGGGAGAGCAGGAGAUACCGGUCCUCAACCGGGUGGAGGCGGCAGGCCCGGCGAGGCAGCCUUCGCGGAGAAGAAAGGAGGCGGGUCAUAUGGAGAAUGGCAUUCCUUCUUCCUCUUUUCUCCUCAGCAGUUCCAUUCCAUUGAUUCAUACUCUACAGCUUUUAUCUCUCCGAAACGCCUUUUCCAUUUGUCAUCAAACCAACACUACCGCGAUGCUUCACUUCAAUUAUCGAGCUACAUCUCCAAUCGAGGAUUUCGCAUUUCCGAUCAAUGGAGAAUUGGGGUUUCCUUUUUCGCCCCUUUCUUGGACAGAAGCAGCGAAAUCGAGAGCCUGAAGCAGCAGCUUCUCGAUGCUAUUGCUCCGCUCGACCGAGGCGCCGACGCUACUCCGGGGGACCAGCAGCUUGUCGAUCAGAUUGCAAGCAAACUUGAAGCGAAGAACAAAGUGAAAGAACCGCUCAAGUCGAAUCUUCUGAAUGGGAAAUGGGAGCUCUUGUUCACAACAUCCAAGUCUGUUAUUCAGAGUGAGUUGCGGCAGAGACCCAAGAUCCUCAGACCAAAUGGAAAAAUUUACCAAGCAAUCAACUUGGAUACCUUGAGGGCUCAAAAUAUCGAAACUUGGCCAUUUUUCAAUCAGGCUACAGCUAAUUUGGUUCCACUAAAUCAAAGAAGAGUUGCUAUUAAGUUCGAUACUUUUAAGAUUGCUGGUGUGAUACCUAUUAAGGCACGUGGAAGUGGGCGUGGUAAACUUGAAAUUACGUACUUGGAUGAAGAGCUGCGUUGCAGAAUAUCGCGGGGAAAUCAAGGGAAUCUAUUUAUACUUGGAAUGGUGGAUCCCUUUUACAGAGUACCCGUGUAGGAGCUCCAAACACGGUUCAACAGAGAUGAAUUUACUGUAAUAGUAUGACUGUAUGAGGGGCGAUCAAGGGGAGGUUAGUGUUGGUUGUGUUUCAAAACUUUACUGUAAAAGUAUGUGUAUAAGGGAAAAUAUAUGUAGUAUUUAAGUUCCGUCACAUGUAUUUUUAACAUUUUUUCUGAGGCAAAUUUUCUCUCGAAAUCACAAUUCUCGCCUAAUGGUGUCGUUGCUGCAUUCUCGAAGUUGAUGGAAUUUGAGUUGUUGGUGAAUGAGUAGCUAACCUUAUUCAAAUGAAGGCCACAUCUUUCGAUGUUUGUUUGCAAUCUAUAGUUUCUUGUUAUUGAUUAAAGUUCAAUUUAAUUGGCAUUUUCUGAUGUUAAUUUGGUUUUUUUACUUCCUGGGGA